AUGAGUACCAAUACCACCAUUGGAAUUGGGACUUGGAAGAAGGUCGGAUUAUCGAGUAAAGCUUCAUUGUAUAUCUUCCUCUGGUUGAGCAUCAACGGGGAGGGUAAACCCUCGGAGACUAUAUAUCAAGAUGAAUGGCUCGAAGGCAUUCGGGAGGAAGAUGAAGGUGGCUGGGCAGAAGAUGAGGCUGAUGAUCGAGACUCGAAAGGGCUUGAUGGUCAACUUGAAGAUCGAGUGAAAGCCUGGCUCAAUUCAAUCGGCUGA
Molecule: messenger RNA, 264 nt
Organism: Penicillium samsonianum
Lineage: Eukaryota; Fungi; Ascomycota; Eurotiomycetes; Eurotiales; Aspergillaceae
Exons: 1
Coding region: 1-264 (87 amino acids)
Source: RefSeq, a predicted model, not a curated record